AUGCCAAAGAAGUACCAACCGAGCUACAACAAGUCCGCCAGCAACUACGUGCACCCGUCCCUGUCCUCGUCCCGGGAACCGCCCGGCAACAAUGCAGGUCCAUCGUCAUCGCAGUCCGUCAACGACCGUCUGAACCAGCUGCGCCGCGAGCAAGCUCCGCGCUCCGCCAUCGACCGCCGAAAUGAGCUCACCGAGUCUCUCACCGCGCGACCAGUCCACCCGGCGGUGAGGCAGAUCCUCAACCUGCCCGAAGUCGCCGUCCCCAGGCCUCGGCUUGUUGCCAGAACGACGAACGGCAGACGCGUGCCGGGCCCUUCGGCGCCGCAGAGUUGGCUGGAAAGCAGCAGGCAUGCCCCGGACCCCACCCCCCAGGCCCCCAGGCUAUGGAAGCUUAUGAGGCCGCGCUUCACGGAACGAAUGCCGGCUCAACGCAGCUUGGUCCACUACACCUGCAAAACACUGGCAAAGAACUGGGAAUGGUUGUUGGAAUACGAACAGCAUUAUCUGGCAGCACUACCUGUGCAGCUCAAGGAUAUUCUUCUCAGCUACCUAGCGGCAUAUGGCCCGGAAGAGGGCAUCACCAUGGAGACUCUACGGGUCCUGUUCUUGACUGAGCAUGACCUUGAGGAUGCGACGGGCAGCGAUGAGCUGGUGCACCUCGAUCUGACCGGCAUGAUCUCCAAACAUUUCACCCUUGGAGAAAUCACAAAAUACAUGACGCAGAUCACGGGUUCCAAGAAGGAUGCCCUUUCUGAAGCGAUGAAUAAUCUUUCAGUGGCUGAGGAAGUUGCAGAUUCUUGGGAAGAAGCAGAGCAAGCCGAAAUCCCUAUCCUGCCAAAGUCGUCUCUCAAUCCUCGGUUCCCUAAUCUGACUCACUUGUCACUUGCAUACCCGCGGAAAACAUCGUGGAGUCAACUCUUAACCCUGUCCUCCCACCUGCCAACUCUGACACAUCUCUCUUUGGCCUUCUGGCCCAAGCCAACCAUGACUCCUCACGCAAAUACAGCAUCGAUGACCAGCCAGCAUGGCCAAGUCAACCUCGGUGGUACUCACUUUUACUCCGAAAUGGACAACGACUGGCAGGAAGCUGCGAACAUCCUGCGCAGAUUAGCCAACAACACGUACUGUCUCAAAUGGCUCGACCUUUGCGGCUGCGAGUGGGCGCCUGCGCUGGUAUGGGGCAUCGACGAUCGGCAGGUUUCGAUCCCUUAUGCACGUGGCUAUCGUGGAGGGCGUGAUGGAGACUGGGACAUCAAGGACGCCAGACCUUGCCCCGAUUGGAAUGGCAGCUGGCGCCAAGUCACGUAUCUCAACCUUUCCCAGGGCUGGAUACCGCAUAGCGUCAAUGCCAUUCGCGCGUUGCCUGCUGGUAUGUUGAGCUGUGAACUGCUCAGCUUUCUCAGGAGCGAGAAGGGACGGAAGAUGAUAGAAAAGGUUCCGGCGGGCGAGGCGCAGACGGCUCACCAAAUAAAACGAUGGAUCGAAAAGGAGGGUGAGAACAGAAACAUUGCUCAUGCUAUCAACAAUCUUAGAAGAUCGUCGAAGGGGCCGUAUUGUGAGGUUGAUUACGGCUGGUCGAGCGAUAUCCUCUCGGGGUCGAGCAAUUACGAUGAGGUAUUCGAAGUAUAG
Molecule: messenger RNA, 1629 nt
Organism: Lasiodiplodia theobromae
Lineage: Eukaryota; Fungi; Ascomycota; Dothideomycetes; Botryosphaeriales; Botryosphaeriaceae
Exons: 1
Coding region: 1-1629 (542 amino acids)
Source: RefSeq, a predicted model, not a curated record